CGACUUUUCUCACCGCCUCCCAGAAUUUUGCCAUCUGCAAAUCAGGUCUCUACUCCGCCCGCUGAUCAUCUACGAUCACCAUGGUUCUCCAAGCCAUUCGAUACCAAAGGGGUAGCCUCCAAAUCCUCGACCAGCUGAAGCUUCCUUACUCGGAGAUCUAUGACCCUAUUGAGUCCUCCCAAGAUGCAUGGCACGCCAUCAAGGAAAUGCGGGUGCGGGGUGCCCCUGCAAUUGCCAUUGUCGCGGCACUUGCACUCGCAGUUGAGCUGGAAAUCAUUGUGAGCCAUGGAAAGCUUUCUACGGUACCUGAGGAGGUCAAGGUAUUUGUUGAUGAGAAGUUGGACUAUCUCGUCACGAGUCGACCCACGGCUGUCAACCUUGCAGAUGCCGCAGGAAAGUUGAAAAAGGUCGUGGAGGCCGCGGCAAAACAAAGCAACGCUACCGGCAAGGAUGUUGAGCAAGCUUUGGUCGAAGCUGCUGAGAAGAUGCUCGUAGAUGAUGUGAGCGACAACGAGAAUAUUGGCAAGCACGGAGCCGCAUGGAUCUUGCGCAAUACAGAUGCGGGCAACGCUACUGGUAAAGUUAGCAUCUUGACCCAUUGCAAUACCGGGUCUCUUGCCACUGCUGGCUACGGAACCGCUUUGGGAGUUGUCCGAUCGUUGCACGGGCAAUCUGCUCUUCAACAUGCGUUUUGUACCGAAACCCGUCCGUACAACCAAGGCUCUCGCCUGACCGCAUAUGAGCUUGUUCACGACAACAUUCCAGCGACAUUGAUAACUGACUCAAUGGCCGCUGCUCUUUUGCGUCUCAGAGGCCCUACGGAAAAUAUCGCCGCGAUUGUGGUUGGAGCAGACCGGGUUGCUGCGAACGGAGAUACGGCUAAUAAGAUUGGCACUUACGCCUUGGCCAUUCUGGCUAAAUAUCACGGCGUGAAAUUCUUGGUGGCUGCGCCGCGCACGACGAUUGAUCGCAGCACAAGGAGCGGAGCGGAUAUCGUAAUUGAGCAAAGGCCUGGAAGAGAGGUCACUAGCUUCAGAGGACCCCAGACGGUUGGUGACACUGUAGAUCUCGAUCGUAUUGAGACUGUGAGCAUUGCGGCCAAGGGAAUCAACGUCUGGAAUCCCGCGUUUGAUGUCACACCGGCCGAACUUAUUUCUGGUGUGGUCACCGAGGUGGGUGUCGUGGAGAAGGGCAGCGACGGCCAGUUCAACUUUGACAGCAUUUUUUAAAGAGCGAUAGACAUAGAGAGUUGUAUGAUUCUUUUGUACAAAGUAAUACCAUGCGCACUGUUUAUAAAAGCACAGCCCUUUCAAUGUUAUGAAAUUUUGACAGAGU
Xylona heveae TC161 is the source of this 1335-nucleotide messenger RNA. RefSeq names its product putative translation initiation factor. Gene Ontology annotation, molecular function: S-methyl-5-thioribose-1-phosphate isomerase activity. Lineage: Eukaryota; Fungi; Ascomycota; Xylonomycetes; Xylonales; Xylonaceae. The coding region runs from base 81 to 1229 and encodes 382 amino acids. The record is from RefSeq and is a predicted model, not a curated record. The transcript is spliced from 2 exons.